UUAUGAUAAUGUCAACAAAGUUCGAGUAGCUAUCAAGAAAAUCAGCCCUUUUGAGCACCAGACCUACUGCCAGAGAACCCUGAGGGAGAUAAAAAUCUUACUGCGCUUCAGACAUGAGAACAUCAUUGGAAUCAAUGAUAUUAUUCGAGCACCAACCAUCGAGCAGAUGAAAGAUGUAUAUAUAGUACAGGACCUCAUGGAAACAGAUCUCUACAAGCUCUUGAAGACGCAACACCUCAGCAAUGACCAUAUCUGCUAUUUUCUUUACCAGAUCCUCAGAGGGUUAAAAUAUAUCCAUUCAGCUAACGUGCUGCACCGUGACCUCAAACCUUCCAACCUGCUGCUCAACACCACCUGCGAUCUCAAGAUCUGUGACUUUGGCUUGGCCCGUGUUGCAGAUCCAGACCAUGAUCACACAGGGUUCCUGACGGAGUACGUUGCCACACGUUGGUACAGGGCUCCGGAAAUUAUGUUGAAUUCCAAGGGCUACACCAAGUCCAUUGAUAUUUGGUCUGUAGGCUGCAUCCUGGCAGAGAUGCUCUCCAACAGGCCCAUCUUCCCGGGGAAGCAUUACCUCGACCAGCUGAACCACAUUCUGGGUAUUCUUGGAUCCCCAUCCCAGGAAGACCUGAAUUGUAUAAUAAAUUUAAAAGCUAGAAACUAUUUGCUUUCUCUUCCGCACAAAAAUAAGGUGCCAUGGAACAGGCUGUUCCCAAAUGCUGACUCCAAAGCUCUAGAUUUACUGGACAAGAUGUUGACGUUCAACCCUCAUAAGAGGAUUGAGGUGGAACAGGCUCUGGCCCACCCAUACCUGGAGCAGUACUACGACCCAAGUGACGAGCCCAUCGCCGAAGCACCGUUCAAGUUUGACAUGGAAUUGGAUGACUUGCCCAAGGAAAAGCUCAAAGAACUCAUUUUUGAAGAGACCGCUAGAUUCCAGCCAGGAUACAGAUCUUAAAUUUCUCAGGACACGGGCUCCGAGGACGGGCCACGCGCAGGCAUCGCUGUUCUUCCUCCCAGCUCCUGACCCCGGGCCCGUCUCCAGCCUGUCUUGGCGUGUCCACCUGACUCCUUUGAGCCAUUCGGAGGGGCAGUUUCUGGUAGUUGUGGCUUUUAUGCUUUCAAAGAAUUCCUUCAGUCCAGAGAACUGUUCCUGGCACCCCUGUGUGUGUCGCCC
Lipotes vexillifer (Yangtze River dolphin) is the source of this 1177-nucleotide messenger RNA. RefSeq names its product mitogen-activated protein kinase 1 (gene MAPK1). Lineage: Eukaryota; Metazoa; Chordata; Mammalia; Artiodactyla; Lipotidae. The record is from RefSeq and is a predicted model, not a curated record. The transcript has 8 exons. The coding region runs from base 167 to 958 and encodes 263 amino acids. Gene Ontology annotation, biological process: protein phosphorylation. Gene Ontology annotation, molecular function: MAP kinase activity; ATP binding.